Messenger RNA from Pipistrellus kuhlii (Kuhl's pipistrelle), 1396 nucleotides. RefSeq names its product survival motor neuron protein. Lineage: Eukaryota; Metazoa; Chordata; Mammalia; Chiroptera; Vespertilionidae. Gene Ontology annotation, cellular component: precatalytic spliceosome; cytoplasm; nucleus. The coding region runs from base 79 to 1038 and encodes 319 amino acids. The record is from RefSeq and is a predicted model, not a curated record. Gene Ontology annotation, biological process: mRNA processing; regulation of alternative mRNA splicing, via spliceosome. The transcript has 11 exons. Gene Ontology annotation, molecular function: RNA binding.
GCUCCCAGAGGCCCCCGCGGCGGAAGUGGUCAUUCUCCGCGGCACGCACCCACGCCGCGCACCCGCGGCAUCCCGGCCAUGGCGAUGGGGGGAGGAGGCGGCGGCGGCGUCCCGGAGCCGGAGGACUCGGUGCUGUUUCGGCGCGGCGCCGGCCAGAGUGAUGAUUCUGACAUUUGGGAUGAUACAGCACUAAUAAAAGCAUACGAUAAAGCUGUGGCUUCAUUUAAGCAUGCUCUAAAGAAUGGUGACAUUUCUGAAGCUUCAAAUAAACCAAAAGGCACCCCUAAAAGAAAAGCUGCUAAGAAGAAGAAGAAAAGCCAAAAAAAGAACACCACCACUCCCUCAAAGCAGUGGAAAGUUGGUGACAAAUGUUCGGCCAUUUGGUCAGAAGAUGGCUGCAUUUACCCAGCUACCAUUGCUUCAGUUGAUUUUAAGAGAGAAACCUGUGUUGUAGUUUACACUGGAUAUGGAAAUACAGAAGAGCAAAAUCUGUCUGAUCUUCUUUCUCUAACAUCUGAUGUAGCUAGUAAUAUAGAACAGAAUGCUCAAGAGAAUGAAAGUCAAAUUUCAACAGAUGAAAGUGAGAACUCCUCCAGGUCUCAUGGAAACAAACCAAAUAACAUCAAGUCAAGAGCUGCUCCAUGGAACUAUUUUCUCCCUCCACCACCCCCCAUGCCAAGAUCAGGACAGGGUCCAGGAAAGGAUUGGAAGAGAGUACAGUAUUUACAUCUACCACAGGGCAUCCUAAGGAGCUGCCAAACUGUUAGAGUAAUUCCAGGUCUAAAAUUUAAUGGCCCACCACCACCACCACCUCCACCACCACCACCACCACCACCCUUCCUGUCAUGUUGGCUGCCUCCGUUUCCUUCUGGACCUCCAAUAAUUCCCCCACCUCCUCCAACAUGUCCAGAUUCUCUUGACGAUGCUGAUGCUUUGGGAAGUAUGUUAAUCUCUUGGUACAUGAGUGGCUAUCACACUGGUUACUAUAUGGGUUUCAAACAAAAUCAAAAAGAAGGAAGGUGCUCACAUUUUAAUUAAGGAGUAAUUAUACAGUAUUCCUUAAGAAGUGCAGCUCUCUCCCAAGGAGAAGGGUGUUUGAUAUGCCCUGGUCGAUGUGAACAGUUUCAUCUUUUCUUCAUGAGCACUUGGUUGAAUGGCACAAUCUUCUAAAUUUACUUUUGUUGUAUGUGACUUGUGCUUAAGUAACCAGCCAGGUAUUUGUAGGGAAUAACCAGUUUGAAUAACUGAACAAUGGAAAUGUGAGUAAUUAAAAGAAACUCAAGGUCACAUAUAGUGCAGAAAAGUCAAUCUGUCAACACAUUUGUAUAUUGUAACUUUCUUAGUAUGUUAAGCUUUUUACUGAUGCCUUUAAAAAUAAAUGAUAAAUAUUUUUUAA